Molecule: messenger RNA, 1035 nt
Organism: Rotaria sp. Silwood2
Lineage: Eukaryota; Metazoa; Rotifera; Eurotatoria; Philodinida; Philodinidae
Source: the annotation of a GenBank genome assembly
AUGUCGUCAAAUCCGCUAGAAAAAUAUGAAAGAUUACUUACAAAGGAACUACAAAUCAAUGACAAAUAUGUGAUUAUUGACAUUAAAUGGUUAGAACAUUGGAAACAUUAUGUUGGUAUCGAAAAAUCAGAUGGAGAAAAAGUCACUGAACCAGGUCCAAUAGACUUCACAACAUUAAUUGACCCAACAACACUCAAUAGUUCAAAUGAAAUACAACUUUGUUCAGAUGCUGUUGAAGGAAAUGAUUAUACCUUCAUUUCAUAUGAACUCUAUGAAGACUUAGCAGAAACACAUAAAAAAAUCGGUCCCGCAAUAAUUCGUAAAGCAAUUCCACAAGGUCAAAAUCAAAUUAUAAUUGAAACAUUUCUUGUACCAUUAAAACUACGUGAAUCAAGAUGUUUGAAUGCAAGAAUAAAACAAAUUUAUCGUAUUCGUCGAACUAAAAUAGAAGAAUUAAAAAACGAUAUUUGUAAUGAACAUUGUAUUACACCAAGUUCAAGUCAUCAUUUAUAUUCAUCAGUGGAUGAAAAUGAUUUGAAUUGGGAACUGAUUGAUGAACGAUUAGAUUUAAUCCUUGAUGAUAUUAAUCUAAGAAAAAAUGCAUUUAUCACAUAUGAAUCCAAAACAUUAGCAGCACAUAAUGUUUCCUCAUUUUCUAUAUCGAAAAUACAUUAUACUCCCGAAUUUGGUGGUUUAUCAAAUAUAGAACAUUUUCUUCGUGAAGAAUAUAGAGAACAUAUAAAUCGUGAUAAUCCAUUAGGUAUGAAAGGUGAAGUUGCUCUGGCAUAUGGUGAAUUAAUACAUAAAAUGUGGUCAGGUCAAACAAAUUUUUCUCCACCACGAUUUUUGAAGAAAAGUGUUGUGCUUUAUGGAAAAAAAUGUCGUGGUUUUGCACGAGAAAACCCACAAGAUUUUAUGUCAUUUUUAAUUGAUGUUUUACAUGAAGAUUUAAAUCUUUUCAAAGAAAAACCAAAUAUAGAAAAAAAGGAUGAUGAUGAUGGAAUAACUAACAAUUCAACAUUAGCUGCUGAAUAA